ACAUAGGUUGGUGUACUGUUAAGUCUUUCACAACAAAACAAUUUUGUCAGUUACAUAAAUAGAUUUCAUCGUGCCUGACAGACUUUUUAAUAAAGUUGUAUGUAACAUUUGCAAAAUUUGAACAGCUGGAAACAUUUGCAAAAGCAUUACAAAGCAAUUCUCACAAUAUAUAGAUAUUUUUCUUUUGUAUUUUUGGCUAUAACUUUUGAACAGGUAAAAGUAACAAAAUCUGUUGCAACAUCUGUUAAAACCUGUCAUGUUAAGUAUCUUUUUAUGGGAGAAGUUGUGUAUAGAAUACAAGGUUUUCAGGAAGAACUAAUUUAUAUCUUUUUAUAAAUCUCAAUUUUUUCAAAAGCUAUAUAUUGUUUGAAAGCGUAUCUUUUUGUUAUUAGAAAGAGGAAUAAUUUAAUAAAAAGAUUACUGAUACCUUAAUUAGAACAAUCGAAUAUAUAUUUUAUUAAGAAAAUAAAUUUCCUACAUUCAGUAUAUAUUAAAAUUAACAAAAAAUGAGCAAUAUUUAGGAUUAUUUCAACAUGAGUAUAUAUAAUUUAAACUUUUACAAAAUGAAAGCACUUUGUCACCAUAAAUAUUAAAGAGCAUCUUUUUAAAAUCAUGUUAUCGAAACUGAGAGAGAGUUUUUGUAAUGACAAAUUUUAAUAAUUUAGGAUUAUUAAAAAUGUCAUGAAAUGCAUUACAUGGUUUUUACAUGAAAUUAUACUUGCAAUAAUGAUAGGAUUGAAAAAAUUAUGUCAAUACACUUUGUUGUUGCCCCCUUUCGAUUAUUGUCUUUAUUCUUGUAUUGCUGUUUGUUUAUUUUUUGUUUAUUUGCUUGUUUGUGCUCUUUUUACUAAUACUUCUAAAUUGUAUUUGAAGAUGGCAAGUGUGAUGACUUAAUUUGCAAUUAACUAAAUUAAGUUUCUUGUAAUUAAAUUUUAUCUCGAACUCUGUACAAGACCUACUUUUAAACUGAAUAUAACAUGGCUCUCAUUAAUUUAUUGUCAUAAAUGACUAAAGUGUCUAUUUUUAUUAAUCGCCAUUUUUAUUAAUCAAGGAUUUUUGUGUUUUGUUCAAUUACACAGACUGCUUACGCCACUUUUUUAAACAUUAAUUUAAAAAUAUCAUUAACUUAUUUAGGCUUCAAAUUAGAAAUAUAAAGUCAGUCUUUAAAAAUUUGAUUACUGUAAAGAAGAAAAUGUGUUUGCAGCUAGGAGCACUAUAGCCCACUUUCCAUUGAUCCAAUGUUAUUGGUUAUUUUAUUGUAACAACCAUUAUGGAAUAAGGAAAUUUACUGUAAACGAUGGAUGAAAAAAUGGCAGUUGCAGUUCUGACAUUUUCAUAAAAUGAUUUGCAAAGACAGCAUUUCUAUUUCAAAAUUGUUAAUUGUGUCCUGCUAAUUUGAACGCUGCCUUUGCAGAGAAAGAUCAUGGCUGAGCAUAUUGAGAUUGAAUUUGUGCCUAAGUGGAAACUCCCCAUGUUUUCUUACAAAGUUUUUUAUUCUAAAUUAUACAUUUCAAAUUUACAAAUUAUAUAAAUAUUUUAAAUGUUUUUUUUUUCAUUCUGGCAGCUCACAAGGAUAAUAACUUGCAAAGUAUGCAGAGGGUAACUAAACAUCAUAUUUUAUAAAUCUUUUGCUCAAAUCUGCUUGAGAAGUAUGUAAAUAUCUAUCACACUUCAAGCAUUGUGAUUUAAAAUGUUUUUGUGUUAAAAUCAGGAGGAGAAAUUAUCUAGUGUUCAUGGUGCAAAACUUUGCGUGUGUAAAGUUGCUGUAGUCAGUUUUCUUUCCUUUUCCUUUUUUCUUGACAGCUGAGUACUUAAAAGUACCUGAAAACAUGCUAAUCAGGAUGAAUGAUCUACAGCUUAUUAUUUUUUUAUUCAAGUGUUCUCUGUCUAAACUUCUUGUAAGUUGCCAUAGUGAAAGUUAAAAAAUGUCCAUUGAAACUUUGGUUAUAAUUUUCGAAACUUUUGAAUCAAGAAAAUUCAUCCAAGUGUUUCAGAGUAUAUAAUGAUAAUACUUUUAUAUAUUCUGCAGUUGUUUAAAUGAUGUUUGCAAGUCAAAAAUGUAACUUAAAUGUGGAUUUUUAUGUUUAAAAAUGGUUAAAAGAAUUUCCAGACAGCUUCCAGUUGACUCCUUGCCGCCUCCAGCUGCUGAGCGUGUAAAGUUCAUUCUUGGUGGUGAUCAUGAAGAAGAAAAGGUUGUUCAUGAGAAUCCUCAUUUGUUUACUGAACUGGAAGAAUUAUUUGUGUGCGUAGAUGGUAAUAUUGAAUGGAAAGAAACAGCUAGAUGGUAUAAAUAUGAAGAGGAUGUUGAGGAGGGUGGUGAUAGGUGGAGCAAACCUCACGUUGCCACAUUAUCCUUGUACAGUUUGUUGGAGUUGCGAAGCUCUUUAAUGGCUGGAACAGUUAUUUUAGACUUGGAUGCCACCACUCUAUCAGACAUAGCAGACCUAGUUUUAGACAACUUGGUGACAUGUAACAAGCUUGAAGAAAUAUUCCGUGUAAAAGUUCGAGAGACACUUCUUCGCAAGCAUCAUCAUCAAAGAAAUACUGGUUUUAGACGAAAUUUGAGUAAUAUUUUAAGUAGUAGGAAAUCUCUAAACAUGCUACACCAAAGUGCUUCAUACAAAUUAAACAACAGAGACAGCUCUAAUGGCACAGCCAGCGUAACUUCGUCAAAUGGACAUGCAAAAAAUGACAGUAUGCUUAAAUUAGAUGGUCCAUCUGUUGCUCCUUCAGAAACAAAAGCAAAACUUCUGCGUAACUGUUCGCAACCAACAUUUUCAUCAACAAAGCCAGUCUCAUUCCAAAAGUUGAACACAGGACAAGGUCAUCUUGUUUAUCCAAGCCCUUCAAAUUUAUUAGAAGAUGAUACAAAUGAAAAGGUGCCUGGUUUCAUGAAGAAGUUACCUCCAAACUCUGAAGCUUCCAAUAUAUUAGUAGGGGAAGUGGAUUUUCUGGAAAAGCCAAUUACUGCAUUUGUGCGUCUAGCUACAAGCUCUGUAAUAGGAGAUUUAACUGAGGUGCCCAUUCCAACAAGGUUUUUAUUUGUCAUGCUGGGGCCAGGAAUUUCACCCGGAAGGUAUCAUGAGAUUGGCCGGGCUAUUUCAACAUUAAUGGCUGACGAGGUUUUUCAUGAAGUGGCUUACAGAGCAAAAUCAAGAGAAGAUCUUAUAGCUGGCAUAGAUGAGUUCUUAGAACAAGUUACUGUUCUUCCACCUGGUGAAUGGGACCCAUCCAUUAGAAUCGAUCCACCUGCUAAUGGGUGUGCCAAGAUAUCAAGGAGAGUGAUGACAGAAAUCAAGCACGUUGAGUCUGCAGUUGAACAACAAGCGAGCGGAGCUUCAGAAAAUGGAGAAUCGACUGAAGGAGAAGCAUCAAAUAUUUUUUAUUCAAAUAAAGUGUUUGGCGGUUUACUUACAGAUUUCCGCACAUGGAGAUUAAACAAGCGAGAUAUACUUGAUGGUUGCAAUUUAAAGUGUUUAGGAGCUGUAUUUCUUAUUUAUUUUUCAUUACUUGGUUUUGUAAUGACUGUUGGGAAGCAUCAAAAGAACUCAUCUGGUGGAUAUCUAGGUGAGAGAGAACAUUUACUAUCACUAGCCAUGAUAGGACUUCCGUUCUCGCUGUUUAGCGGUCAACCGUUAUUGGUUAUGAGUUUCACCUUACCUUUAUCACUGUUUGACAGCUUACUCUACAAACUAUGCACAGCUCAUAAUAUUGACUAUCUGCCGCUACGUUUAUGGGUCGGCAUAUGGACCAUGUUACUAUUGUUCCUAUAUGUAACUUUCAACGUGUCGAAAUACGUUUACUAUUUAACACGGUUUACGCUAGAAAUAUUUAUUGUUUUAUCACCGCUGGUUUUGCUUGGGUAUGGCUUUUUCCACCUGUGUAAGAUGCUUCACAAGUUUACUGGCACCGCUGGUUUGUUUACAAAUCAAAGUUGUUCGUGUGUAGAGUAUAUAACAACAAAUGUCACGAACGGAAGCAUAGCUUUUAAACAAAUCAUUCAGCAUAGCAACCUUCGCGAAUGUAAUUUAAAUGGCUGGAGUUUAGUUGGCGAAGGGUGUGGUCACGAUGUUGUACCUUAUACUAUUGUCCUUACUGUGUCCACUGUUUUAUUGGUGAUGUUCUUUUCGUCGAUACAGCAUUUCGGAUAUUUGCCAAGUAAAUUACAUCAAUUGUUUCAUGACAUGGCUAUACUGAUUACAAUUCUAAUCAUAUCAGCUAUAGCAUACCAAUUCGACGUGAACAUUUCUUAUGUGAUGGUACCCAAAGGCUAUGAACCAACAGUUCGUGAUACAUGGUUUGUUUCUCCUCUGGGUGGAAACCAACUGUGGAUUAUUCUGCUGGCUUUCAUCCCAGCAGUAUUUCUCUCUUUGCUGAUAUUUGUUGAGCAGCAAGUAACAGCUUGUUGUAUCAAUCACAAAAAUAAAUUCUUAAAGAAAGGGUUUCGGUACCACUUAGACUUGUUGGUAGUGUUGUUUGGAGUGGGCGUUUCUUCGAUAUUCGGUCUUCCAUUCAGUGUAGCGUCAGUUGUAUUGUCGGUGAAUCACGUUCGCGCGUUGAAGGAUAAACAUCUGGAUGAAGAUUUAGCUGGCUUUUCCACCACUAUCAGGGAACAAAGAUUGACGUCACUGUUGGUUUAUAUUUUGAUCGCUCUUACUCCAAUUAUGCGACCUCUGUUGAGCUAUGUACCGGUGUCUGCGUUGUAUGGUAUUUUAAUAUUGGUUCUAUGCAGGACGUUUCUUGGUGUACAGUUUGCGAAACGUGUGACGCUGUUGUUCAUUCGUGAGGAACAACAGCCAGAUCUCGUUUACCUGCGUCAGGUACCACUCAUUAGCGUCAACAUCAUGACUAUAGUGCAAGUGAUCGGCUUGUUGUGUUGUGUAGCACUGCGCGCAACGCUUGGUGCUGUUGUUUUCCCAUUUAUGGUGUUUCUGCUGGCAGUUGCAAGAUCAUUACUGGAACUUCUUUUGCCGUUGCGUGAUAUUCUUGUGCUGGAUGAACCGAUGUUGAAAUUUCCACCGCGAUCUAAAAAAUCAGAGAGCAACAGUAAUUUGAUAACUCAAGUAGAAACUGGAGACUUACUAGAUGGUGAAGAGAAACAGAAAGAGGUUCUUCUUGGUCGUAACAGAGGCCUGGAACGAGUAAAUAUUUCGGAGGAGCUAACUAAAACGGCCGCGUGGAAACAACUAACCUACGAGAACAGCUAUUCACCUUAUGGUACGUCACCUCAAGACGAUUCUAUGGAUGGGAAGAAAAGAAGAAGAAAGAGAAGCCGUGAUCAUAGUAAACAGAAAGAUAUUUCGCUUAAGUUAGAUUUUAAACAAAUUUACGUCGGUCAGUCUGAAGAUUGUAUAACUCUGACCCGUCCUAGUGACGAGGAUCAAAACGUUAGGGAUUCUAACGAUCGAUUUUUGUCACAGCGACAGUCAAACAAUCGAAAUUCUUCUAAGAGACACGAUCCAUUAAAAAGACAAUCGUCUCACGACCGUAAGCGGAAAACGAUGAAAGAAAAACCACAAACGUUUGAAGCAGCUCCUCUUCCGCCAUGGGAGCAACCAUAUCAUUCACCUCCGACAAAGGACUUUGGCCGACUAAAAAUACCGGAAGACGACUUAAGUAUUGAUCCGGCAUGUUCUCGAAGUGAUUCUGCAAAAUCAUACUCCAACAAUGGCUCCAAUGCACCAUCUGUGACUAACUCGAUCGAGCAUUCUAGGACUAACAGUCUUGACGAAUUAAGUUACACAAAACCAUUCUAUACUGAUUAUUCAAGAGACGCCAGCUCUGAAGAUGAUGCCUAAUAAUAAUUAUAACGCGUGUUGCCGUCUAUUGGAUCAAGUUCGAGCACUACACUACUUGUUCGCGCACCACAUGUUCACCGUUUUUUCUUGUCUUCGGUAGCGGAAAAAGGUUUUCCAAGCGUUUCUGCUGUAACGCUUCGAAGGAAUUGAUUCGUUCGGUUAUUUUUGUGUAGAUUGAAAUAAAAUUAGUUCUAUUAUUUCUAAA
Molecule: messenger RNA, 6003 nt
Organism: Hydractinia symbiolongicarpus
Lineage: Eukaryota; Metazoa; Cnidaria; Hydrozoa; Anthoathecata; Hydractiniidae
Product: sodium bicarbonate cotransporter 3-like
Exons: 14
Coding region: 2091-5798 (1235 amino acids)
Biological process (GO): transmembrane transport; regulation of intracellular pH; monoatomic anion transport
Cellular component (GO): plasma membrane
Molecular function (GO): monoatomic anion transmembrane transporter activity; solute:inorganic anion antiporter activity; sodium:bicarbonate symporter activity
Source: RefSeq, a predicted model, not a curated record